This is a messenger RNA of Erythranthe guttata (spotted monkey flower), 2149 nucleotides long. RefSeq names its product putative kinase-like protein TMKL1. Gene Ontology annotation, biological process: protein phosphorylation. The record is from RefSeq and is a predicted model, not a curated record. NCBI's taxonomy places the organism in Eukaryota, Viridiplantae, Streptophyta, Magnoliopsida, Lamiales, Phrymaceae. Gene Ontology annotation, molecular function: protein kinase activity; ATP binding.
AGACUGAAUAAGUCUAAACCAUUAAUUCGUGAACAGCACAAACAUCAGCAAAAAUUCAUUCAUUCAUUCAUACAUAGUAGAUAAUAAAACAUCACAUGGAUCCACCACCUGCCUCUGUCUUCCUCCAUCUCUCUUCUACUUUCUCUCUCCUCUCUCUCUCUCUAGAUCUCUCUCUCACACAGACACACACUGACACACAGCCGAGACUUUUCUGCAAGCAAUCUCUAAAGUCAUCAUUUUUGCAGUGCCACCAGUGAAUCUUAUUGCCAGUUUCAUAAUUCAGAUUUUCCUUAAAUUUUCUUCCCACCAUUUUCAGAUCUUGGCCCUUCUUAUUUUCAACAAAAAACCCAUCAUAAAGCUCCAAUCUUUACCACUAAAUAGAAAAAACCCACAAUAAAGCUUCAAUCUUUACCACUAAAUAAAAAAAACCCAUAAUAAAGCUUCAAUCUUUACCACUAAAUAAAAAAACCCAGAAGAUCAAUCAUUCAAUCCAAUGUAAAAAAAAAUGUUACACAAAUAUAAACUCGCACUAAUCAUAGGUCUAACCUCGUUAUCAGCCCUAGCACUUCUUCUGAUCGCACUCUUUUAUGCCAGAAGAACAAAACAAGAAAAUGGCGGUUCUAACACUUACACAGACGCAGAAGCUGGAGAAGCGGUGGUGCAAGCAGAGGGUUUGAUCAAGUUCCACGGCGGCGAGAAUCUUACCGUACAGGAAAUUCUCGAUGCCCCCGGUGAGGUCAUCGGAAAAUCAACAUAUGGGACACUGUACAGGGCUAAUUUGGUCAAUUCAAAUUCUCUUGCAUUGCUUAGGUUUCUGAGACCUACUUGUACGAUGAGCACAGAAGAUGUAAUGCCGAUUGUUGAGGUUUUGGGGUCUGUAAGGCAUCCGAAUUUGGUGCCUCUGACUGCGUUUUACGCCGGCCCGAGAGGGGAGAAGCUGAUGGUUCAUCCCUUUUUCGGGCUUGGGAAUUUGUCUCAGUUUAUCAGAGAUAGCAAUGGCGAAGCUCGCAAAUGGCCCACGAUAUGCAGAAUCUCGAUCGGCAUCGCUAGAGGAAUUCACCAUCUUCAAACGUCUUUAAACAAGCCCAUAGUACACGGCAACCUCAAGUCAAAGAAUAUACUCCUAGAUUCCAAUUACCAACCUUACGUCUCCGAUUUCGGUUUGCAUCUUCUUCUCAAUCCAACCGCGGGUCAAGAAAUGGUUCAAGUAUUAUCGUCUCGGGGGUACAAGCCCCCCGAGCUGAUCAAAAUGAAAGACGCGUGUGAAGAGAGCGAUAUUUACAGCUUAGGUGUAAUCUUUCUAGAAUUACUGACCGGCAAAGAGGCAAUCAACGAGAACGCGGAUCAAGAUCAAGACUUUUAUUUGCCGAGUGCUUUGAGAAGUGCGAUUCUUGAUGAUCGAGCGGUGCAGUUGUACCAUCCGGAUAUUUUGAUUGGGCUUAGCAACGAUGAAAGAGUAGUUACGGAAGAUGGUAUUUUGAGAUAUUUUCAACUAGCAAUGGCUUGUUGUUCUCCCUCACGUAAUGUACGGCCUAGUAUAAAGCAAAUUCUCGAAAAGCUCGAAGAAAUUGUUAAGUAAAGAUUCUGUUUUUUCUUUGUUUUUUUUUGGGGGGGGGGGGGGAGUAGUCAACUUAGUUGGUUGACUUAUUCGGUGAUCAUGGCAACAACUAACCGAGGUUGUCGUAAUGUCAGAAAGUGACUUGGGUUGACUUUUAGCGUGGAGACUUAGCAAAGAUUCAGUUGUCGAAGUCAACAGAUGCCGAGUUUUGUCAAACCGACAGGAAACUAGAUUGCCGUCAGAGUAUAUUCUCAAUUAACAGUGGCCGUUAAUUUUUGAAUGACUGUGAAAAGAAGUUGAGAUCUUUCAACUACAACCAUCUUAAUGGACGAUCGAGUCUUGAUGGAUGGAUACGAGCUAAGGUUUAUCGCAGAGUUGUCGGUUUUACGUUAGUCAAAAGUACCGUAUUGGUUUAGCCCUACUGUAACAAUACAACAUGAAGAAAUGUUGACGAAAAAAAGAGCACAUUUUUUCGGCUAUUUUCUUUAUCUUUCUACUGAGUAAAGAUUGUUUCGGCUAGUUAGUAUCGGCCUAUCGGAUUCCGACGAAGAUCAGAAUCUUAUUUUUGUAACUGUAAUUUCUUAUCUCGGU